Messenger RNA from Venturia canescens, 6254 nucleotides. RefSeq names its product windei (gene wde). Gene Ontology annotation, molecular function: protein binding; transcription coregulator activity. Gene Ontology annotation, cellular component: nucleus; transcription regulator complex. Gene Ontology annotation, biological process: regulation of DNA-templated transcription. The transcript has 13 exons. The coding region runs from base 603 to 4982 and encodes 1459 amino acids. Lineage: Eukaryota; Metazoa; Arthropoda; Insecta; Hymenoptera; Ichneumonidae. The record is from RefSeq and is a predicted model, not a curated record.
ACUGCCGUCUUCGUGCUCAUUCGGCAAACUUCGUUCUCGGGGCCUGGGCUUUCCAGUAUUUCAGUCAAGACGGGGAGACGGUUCGUCAAUAACUUUGUCCUCGCAUCGCCAACUCGUGAAAUCUAUUUCGUCGAAUGGAAAGACGCGAAACGCAUCAAUUUUGAUUUUAAAUUCGAGUCUACCGAGCUCGUCCGCUUUAUUUAGUUCGCAAUUCCGUAAAACAAUAAAAGGGGUGGGAGGGUAUCGCUAUGAGAAGACACGCAUUCGUGGCAACGCAUAGCGACCGUCGCGCUGAGCGUCGAAACCGUCCAAGCGCACGCAGUUCGAAUCAUUCUGAAUGGAAACAAAGGAAUGUGAUAUUAUCUUGUUGCACUGGUGUAAAUCGUUGCGUGUAAAGUUCGGGUUUCACAACGAUAAAAAUAAAAACGGAAAGAUGUUUUGAGUAGUUUUUAAAGUUGCGCAGACACUCGUGUUCUUGAUAAAUCACGUGUGAGCUUCAAAUGGUUUCGCGAGACCGGCUGUUCACAGUUUCAUCAGUGUUCAGCAUCUCAUUGAAUGAAUCCGCGAAAGGUCGAGUUUAAGCAUCAGUUGGCUUUGGGAUAAUGGAAACAGCAAACAAUACAGUGAUGCAUGUUACCGAAACAAAGACUCUUUGCUCUAGUCUGAAUUGUCCGAAAAUCACGAAUGAGGAGAUCUCUAAAGAAAGAGAAGACGAACUUUUGUAUGGCAGCAAUGAAGAUUCGGAGGACGAUUUCCGUUUGACCGUUUCCGAUGAAGGCGAGGAACAAGUCACUGCUAAAGAAGUAGCCGGUGAAGCUAUGAAGCAAACGUGCACAGAAAUAGAACUGGGAUCAGACGUCCCGUCCUCAGAAAUGACGGAACGAAAGAACGCGUUGAAAGAGGAAACUAUGACGAACGGAGAAUAUCCGACUGAGAAUGAUUUCAAUGAAGUCGAGACAGCACUAAAUGAAAAAGAGUCGUCAUCAUUGGAUCUAUUGAACACCAAAGUGGAAGAGGCAAAUGGCGAGAGUAACAAAAAUGUAAACAAGUCGUUGGACUCUGUGGACAUUGAUACCCCGUCCCACAAAGGCUGGCACUAUUCCGGACAUUUUGGAAGUUUUUCAAAGCACGCGUCGCGCAGUCCCGUCACCAAACAACCGUAUGUUUCGAAUGCCUGCAGCGAAAAAUAUUACAACCAGAAUGCUCAUUAUGGUCGUGACAAAAGUUGUCUCAGGACUAUCAAAUGGGACAGUAAGAAAGAAACUGUUACGAAAAUUGAUUCGAGCUCGAAUGAUUCACUAUCCAAUCACACAACUGCACUCUCCCAAAACAAAAGAACAAACGAUUCUGAAGUGUCGCCAAAAAUCGUCGACGACAAUUCCAUAGCUGCACUGCCGGAUAAGAAAGUUUCUUCCGAUAUUAAAUCCACUGAGAAAACUUCCAACGCGAAUGAGGUUCAGAUUUCCACUGUAAACGAUGGUUCAGAGCUGCGGGAGACGUUAUCGAAUCCUGACACUGCCGAAGCAGUUUCAGAUUUUAUGGCUAAUGCUUUGGCACGCGAGGAGAAUCAAACCGACGAUAAUUUUUCUACGUCCGGAAAAUCUUCGCCGCUACUCGAACUUGAGUCUACGGAGGCUGACACUGAAUCCAAAAGCGUGAAUGAUUCGGUUGUUGACGUCGUCGCUGCCGAUUUACCCGUUGCCGAGUCCAUCAACGCUGAUGAAAAUUCCACUGGUCUUGAGGAGGCUCCUUCCAAUCAAAGCCCAUCGAAUCCUACCGAGGACGGAGAUAAAGUACUCGAUAAUUCUAUGGACGCAAAAGAUGAAAAUACGACUUCGGAGAUGAGGAUGGAAGUCGAAGACGGAGGCGAAAGUGCUUUGGAAGACACAAAAGAUGGAGAAAAUGGUAAGAAUUUCAUGGCUGAAAUUGAUAAUGAAUUGGAAGACGAUGAGAAAAGUAGUUUACAAAUAAUGAGUCGGUCCGAAAAUCAUGUGUCUGGCGAAUCAGAAGAGAUUGAUGAUUCAGAGAAUACCCCGAGUGAAGCUGAAGUGAAAGUAGGGGAAAAUGGUGAUGAAGGCGUUUCAGGGAGCGAGGUUGGGUGUAGCAAUGACGAGACUGUUCCGUUGGUAAAAGCCGAUGAAUCCGUAACCGAAAAAAAUGAAAAAGGACAAGAUACUGUAGGGAAAAAAGAUGAAAAUUGUGAAAAAAAUUUCGUCGCGAAAUUGGUAGACGAAUCAGGUGAGAAUACUCAAGAAAUAAGCGUUUCGCAGUCGGUACAAAAAAAUCGGGAAACCCGAAGUAAAAAGCAAAUAAAAGAAACAACGGAAGGUCUGAACGCUGCGACCGAGGUAGACUUAGUCGACGAAACAAAAGAAAAUGGUCUUUCAAUAACAACAGAAAAUCUAGAUAAUUCAAUAUCGUCGCAAUUAACAAAUGACUCCACAGCGGUUGCCAUAGACGAGUCGAAAAGAAAUGACGAAAAAACAAAUGUUUUGAUCGAUGAAAACAUCACGUCUGAUGAGACGAAAAUCUCGUUGGCAGAUGGAGCGAAAGAAGAUAUUUCGUUGAGCAACGAUAAUGAAGAAAAAUCGGUGAACGAUAAUGGCACCGAUAAAGUGGCGACGUUGCGUUCUUCGCUAAAACGCACGUUGUCAGAAAUAAUGCUCGACGAAAUGGAUCUUUCGAAGAGAAUACAAAUGAAAAGUAAGAAGAGUGAGAAUACGAGUGAGUCUACCGUCAAGGAAAACGAUUCUUCUCAAGUUUUGAGCGAAAACGUGUCAGAUGCGAUUGCGAAAACGGACAAGAACAUCGAUACACCGAAUGUCGAAAAUACAGUAACUAAUAGUAACGGAGAAAACUUAAUUCCCGAGUCGGUGGAGAACACUAUAAUUAAUAACGUUGUAGAAAAGUCAUUUGGCCCGAGGCGGAACGUCGAGGAAAAAAAUGCUGCUCGCUCGGACGAUCACGAAGCCGAUGACGAUGAAAGAAUGGAUGACUGCGAAGUGAUCGAAGUACCUGCCAAGCGGAAGCAAAAACGUAGUCGAAAGUCGUUGAAUACCCUCCGCGAAAACGCUAUUAGUCAAGACGAUACCCAAGAAUACGAAAAUGUCAGACAAAAGAGAAAAACAGCUCAAAACGCGGAGGAGAUGAUAAGAAAAGAAUGUUUGGCAAACACAGAUUCGGAGUCGAACGAUAGUUUGAGUAAAUUCAUCGUGAUAACUCACAAGCCAAACAAUAAUUCACGUGCUACCUCACCGCCCACGCUUAAACGUAAUUACGUCGAUGAUGAGAUCAAAUCCGAGGGUACAGCUACGAAAAAAUUGAAAUCGGAUGUCACGUUGAACGGCGAUAUUUCGACGAAGAGCGAAUCCGUAGAGUCGGAAACGAAACAAACUCUUCAUAGCGUUCGUCAAUUUUUUCGUCGCGAAGCCAAUGGCAGUUUAUGCAAGUUGAGGCAAGAGGAUUUGGAGGAACUAUUGAUACAAAAAAUCGUUGAAACUAUAACAAUGAAAGGCGAGAUUGGGAAAUUGCGGGAGCAAGCCAAAGUUUCUGAAAGAAAUCAAGAAGCCACGCGACUUAAAUGUCAACAAUUGGCCAAACAGGUCAAAGACUUCGAGAUGGUAUUGAGUCGUUUCAAAGCGGAUCUACGAUCGAACCCCGACUCUAAAACCGUUGUACCUAUUAAAAUCAACCGUUCCGUUGGACUUCAAGUGAACUUUGUCACGGAUCAUGGAAUUCAGAAUUUGCGCCAACUGCAACAAGCACAAAAAAUUAUCGCUGGAACAACGAUGAACGGAGUGAUCGCCGGACAACAGCAGCAACAAUUUCAACAACAAAAACAACCAGCGCAACAAGUAACACAACCACAGGGAGAAUCCGUUGCACCCGGAAUAAAACGAACGGUGAAAGUUCGCUCACCAAGAAGACCAGAGAAUUCGACUAGUUCACCUGUAAUCAGCAGUGUAUCAACCCCCGUCAAUAGUCCGCACGCCUCAACGAUAACGCCAGCGGCUCUUGUCGUUACUAAAGCUGCUUCGGACUCCAGACCGUCGGUUACAACGGCAAAUCAACAGCCACCCGUCCUUAGUUCACAGCUCUUGGCAUCUAACACUAUUGUCGUUAACGGAACUGUGGCAAACCCAAUUCGGCAGACAGCGGCGUUGCAGGCAUCCAAAACGAAAAAUAGUGACCUCAUCGAUCUUACGCAGGAGGAAGAAAAAACGAAAACGCCCGUGAACAACAAAUCGACUGCCGCACAUAAUGAGACAUCGCCCAGUGUUUCGAAUGUACAAAAAAUAGCUCCACGUUUUCAUACGGUAAUACAAACGAUUCCUGGUAAUAUGGCAAUAACCGCUCAGUCAGGAAUCAGGGUUGUGCAACCGUCAAGUCAGCCAACACCGACCGCACUAGUAAAUAACAUGAAUGCUCCUAGGCUAGCUUACGUUACGAUGCAAAGUGGCAUCGUUCCGAGACAAGUUGUUUUAACGUCAACUCCAACUCCAAUUCGACCAGCACCGACGAACACCAUAAGAGCGACGUUCCCGAUAACUGGUACGAUAAACAACAGUACUGUUCGUGUCAUUCCUGCGACGGGAGCGCCACCGUUAAUUUUCAAGCACCCAGCUGCCCUUCCAGAAUCUUCAAACUCUAUUUCAAGUCCAUCCUGGAAACUUCCACCUCCGGCUCCUUCGUUAAAAAUAUCUAAAGUACCGAAUGGAAUCGUUUUAUCUUGGAAUAUGGCGCUGUCAGACAAGUACGCAGAAAUAGCGAGUUAUCAAUUGUACGCCUAUCAAGAAAUUUCUGGUAUCGCACCGAGCUCUUCUUUAUGGAAGAAAGUUGGCGAUGUCCGGGCUUUGCCACUGCCAAUGGCGUGCACCCUCACUCAGUUUUCAGAAGGCAACAACUACUAUUUCGCGGUGAGAGCAGUCGAUAAGCAUUCCAGACUCGGACAGUACAGUCAGCCAGGAAAUAUAUCAUUGUAACAAUGAAAUCUGUAAAAAUGUUGAACAAAAAAUGGUCUCUUUCAACUUCGGAGUGCCCGUCCCGGAUUUUGCAUUCUAAACACGUGGCGAGGAUCGAUAGACUGAUAGCCUCAUUUUUUCUUUCUUAUUUUCCUUACUGGGAUCAUGAAUUUUCAUUGCGAAAAACAUCAUCAUCCAAGUUUGUACAUAAUAAUGUUGUCCACCGAAUGGUGACAAUCGAAUUAUGGAAGGAUUCGAUAAUUUUGUUGCCCAUUCUCAGUCCCAUAUUUCGUACAGGCCUUAAAAUUCAUCGUCCGUUGGAGAAAUCAUUAAAUUAGUGCACAUCACGAAAUGGAGCCAUAUGCCGCGGGUUGUCUCCUCAACAAGUGCUACGGAAAUUCGUUUCUUCCUGAAAGAUAUUAAACAAAUAUUAAUUUAUUUUCGUACCCAUGAUUACGUCCGGAUUGACGAUUAUCAAUAUAUAGUUUUCCCCUGUCUUCACUCCCUCUUUUCUCAUUAUCAUUUACUGAAUGAGGUAAUCGUAAAAUUGGCGCUAAAAUCAAAGCGUUAUUUUUUUUAAAUGUCUGUUUCAUGAAUCCGUCGAUAUUUAUGUUUCAAAGUAUAACAAUAAAAUUCAAAUCAUCGGUACAAACUAACGUGUGGUUUACCCAAAUUUUCGAAGGUUCGUCAUUCCUCUUUCAACUCUUGUUUCAUUGAACGAUUCCGGAUCAACCGAUGUCCUUGAACGUGUAAGAUAUUUGAGAGGAAGUUUAUAUAAGGAAAAACAUUCGAAAAAGGUUACAUACGUUUCUAGUCCAUUCUUUUAAUGAAAGUCUUCGAAUCUAUUGCGAAGAUUUUAAAGAAAACACCCAAAAAAACAGUCCGGUUACAUAUCAAUUCAAGAGCUGUUGUUCAUUGGCGAUGUAAAUUAUACAUUUUUCCUCUAUUGCUGCGAUUAUCUUUUUAUAUCAGUUCUUCCGAAUUUUCAACUAAAAACCUCUGCGUCAUGAAAUCAUCAGUUUUUUUUUCUUUACAUAUUAGUAUGAAUUGCUCAAUUUUUAUAUUUCGAAGUGGUGAAUUUGUACAGUCGUGAGAUCAUUUAGAUUUAUUAUUGUAGAGAACGUUUAUCACUCCUCUGCAAAACAGACACAUCUACAACAUUGUGUAUAAUUUUGUCAUUGAUGUAAAUAUAUAAUAGUUGUAAACAAUUUUAAAAUAAGCGUGUAACACACAAAGUUGUCUCAUUGUAUUCAAGAUUCGUCAAGAUUGAAAUAUAGACAAGUUUUUUUGUAA